AUGAGAAAUGAGUACACGGUUUGUCAGAUAAACGUUGAGCUUCACGGUCCACUCAAGAACUAUGGUGUUGAUGGCAAAUAUUUCGAUAAAAUUAUGCUCGCCUCCCUGAACUCCUCAUUUCUUCCCCUCGACAUCGAAAUGCCCUACAUCCACCACCAAAUCUUCUACCUCAACUGGAGAAAUCGAGAUUGUGUGCAAAACAUCAUCCUUUCUGCAAAUGAGAUGCGAAUCUCGUUCACAGCUCAGAUCAUUCCAUCGAGACGCCGACGAUUUCGAGAACUA
Molecule: messenger RNA, 282 nt
Organism: Mesorhabditis belari
Lineage: Eukaryota; Metazoa; Nematoda; Chromadorea; Rhabditida; Rhabditidae
Source: the annotation of a GenBank genome assembly